AUGGAUAGCAACAGACAGCUGACUUUGCCUGGUCAUACACCCUCGCCUCUGUCCGUCGGAGCGCUGCAGGUGCCUGCAUCUCUUCUGCGUCCUCCACCUCUCUUCCUACGCGCCGCGGCCGCUGCAGUUUGCACUCCGACACUGGAGAGGGGCUACCCCAGAACCCCGAAAUGCGCGAGGUGCAGAAACCACGGUGUCGUGUCCGCUUUAAAAGGACACAAGCGCUUCUGUCGUUGGAGAGACUGUGUGUGCGCAAAGUGUACACUGAUUGCCGAGAGACAGAGAGUUAUGGCGGCACAGGUGGCUUUGCGGAGGCAACAGGCGCAAGAGGAGAGCGAGGCCCGGGAGUUGGGGCUCAUGUACCCCGGGACUGGACCGUCUGAAACCGAGAUGGCUCUAACCAACCCGAGACACAGUUCGGGAAGUAUGAACUCGGAUGUGUUCGGCAAUGAAGAGCGGAAUGGAGAGGAAGAGAAACUGAACAAAUACAACAUUUAUAACGGAUUUCUGGGCCGACCUCUGUUUGCGCACCACGCGCAGUGUUUAACGUCUCCGACGGGGAAAAACGACACCGUGUUCGCACGGGAUAAGAACCACGGAGAGUUCAACAAAGCGAGUGGCAACCAGUCCCCCGGGUUCGACCAAAUGUCCGAUCACACCUUAAGUCCAAGGUCGAUGUCAUCCUCGGAUCUGGAGUCGGGCAGUGAGUCGGAGAAACCAAAGGACUACUCUCUUGUUGACCUUAAAGGUCCUGCCACCACCAGCAAAGACCGAGACCCGAUCGAAGUCUUGAUCAAAAUUUUCCCUCAUCUGAAAAGGGACACUCUGGAAUCGGUUCUGAGGACCUGCAUGGGCGACAUUGUGAAAGCUAUUGAACUAGUUCUUACUUCUAAAGAAAACAAGAACUCUAAUGACUUGGUUAUACCCGUGUCCGAAACCACCGCGACCUCACGACCUACCACUAUCUGCCUGGCAGGCUCGCCUGUUGGCACUCUGAAUGCCAAAUCAGCUUUCUCUCCCUUGCAAACAACAUCUGCCAACACCAUGGUGAGCGAAAGUGCGUAUGGAUUGAAUUCUCGUUUUGGUAUAAACCCUUUGCGUUUGGCUUAUUCGACCUCCGGCGCGCUACCGAGUUUCAUAUCACCAUACCUGACUCCAGGGCUCCUGCCAGGCCUACCCCUGCGGCCGACCGUAGACUACCCCUUCCCCGGCAUGAUCCGUGACUUCCCCUACGUACAAUCCAAAGACUCCUUUAGCAACACUGGCCUCUUCUCCCGUCUUAGCAACGACAAAUGA
Messenger RNA from Chanos chanos (milkfish), 1296 nucleotides. Its product is annotated as doublesex- and mab-3-related transcription factor A1-like. Bases 1 to 1296 code for a protein of 431 amino acids. Gene Ontology annotation, cellular component: nucleus. The record is from RefSeq and is a predicted model, not a curated record. Gene Ontology annotation, molecular function: protein binding; DNA-binding transcription factor activity, RNA polymerase II-specific; RNA polymerase II cis-regulatory region sequence-specific DNA binding. Lineage: Eukaryota; Metazoa; Chordata; Actinopteri; Gonorynchiformes; Chanidae. Gene Ontology annotation, biological process: regulation of transcription by RNA polymerase II; sex differentiation. The transcript has 2 exons.